Linum trigynum is the source of this 1065-nucleotide messenger RNA. Lineage: Eukaryota; Viridiplantae; Streptophyta; Magnoliopsida; Malpighiales; Linaceae. The record is from the annotation of a GenBank genome assembly.
GUUUUUGCUUCUCUUACUAGAACUGUUCUCUACUUCUCUCUCUACAAACGAAGGGUUCUCACUUGGGCGUCGGAGUGCUAACGGACCUGCCCGGUCCACUAGGCGCUUGUGAGUGCAGGCAGGCGCGUGACAAGAGGCGUGUUAGAGAUUGGAGCUCGGAGCAGAAGGACGAAGCCUUCCGGUCAUAAACAAUUGGCGCGCCAGAUAGGGGCAUAUAACCAACAAGACGCAUGAAGGAUCUUGGGUCAGGUGAGAAGGAGGGUGGCAUCGAACCGCAAGAGCGCGGGACGAAAGGGGCCAAGGUGGCGGAAGGCGCCCAACUCACAAAAGAAGAGUUGCUUCAAAUCAUCGAAAGUCAAGAUCACGCACUUGAGAUCUUGAAGAAAGAGGUCGAGGCGCUCAAGAAGGGCGGAGGCGACCUGCCCACGCCUGGGUCGAAGAGAAGGGAGCGAGAUGAAGAGGGCGAAGGGGCGUCCAGCCUCGCGAGGCGCACGGAAGAACUUGGGCACUUGACCCGACACCAGGAAUCUGACUAUGAUGACUACAACGAUUGGGCGCAGAGGCGUGUCGGGAGAGGUUGGGGAGUUUGGCAGCCUUUGGCCAGGAGCAUCCUUGCUGAGCAGCCAAGCUCAGUUAUACCCGCCCUGCCAAGCUACGAUGGUACGACGGACCCGGAACACCACCUGAACAAUUACUUCACGAAGAUGCAGUUAUACAGCAGCACGGACUGAAAGUAUGGAGGAAUCACCUGGCCAGUGUGCUCCCCAAUCGUGGGCUCCACAAAACUCGACGGCAGACCGGCCCCACUUGUAGUGGCGGUCUUUGCUUUCUUCCCCCGACCGUGCAAGGCACCACCCGCUCUCUUCCGAGAUGCGGCGGAAGAAGGGGAAGGAGGAGUGCUCACCCCGACAAUUUCCCGAGGCGUGUAGUUGGAGGAUGGACUCGAAUCAGAUGAGGCGUGGCGCUCUGAGAUCGGCGAGUCAUGGCCUGCCGCCUCGCCUGCCGCACCAGCUGGUAAAGGAGAGGCGCCCCGCCCCGCCGAUGAGGCGCCUGCGGUCGUUGCGA